CUCAUUUUUCUAGUGCUCGACUCGUCCUCAAAGAUCCAAUCAGGCAUCCUGAUAGGGAACUUGGUCGACCUCGGCAUGUUCGACGAGUGCAUAUCCGUGGACAUGGCCAACGAGAAAAUCAGCAUCCGAGGCCGACAUUGCAUGUAUUCCCUGAUUUCAUCGAGCAAUUCAUCGGUACCGGUUCUUCCCACUUCGUCAAUUUGUUUGCCAUCGGCCUGUAGUGCCCAGGACCUUGCGCGGUUAUUAAAUGACACAAUAUCGGUGUCAAACCUCUUCAAGGACCUCGGGAUUUCUUCAGCCACUGCAACCUGCUCCAGAGUAGAUCCCCCACCAUGGUCUAUCUGGGAGAAGCUCACCCUCUCCUUUCUCUGCAUCAUGGUGUCCUUCAUGGUGUUUUGUACGGCUUGUGACAUCGUCCAGAGAUACAGGACCCGAGAUUUUCGUAAUCACGUACUGAGAGGGUUCAGCAAAUUCUCCAUGUACACCACUGGACUGAAGAUCAUGAACAUGAAGUCUGACCCUGAUUCGUUAACCAUUUUCGCGGGUAUUAGGAUUCUGAGCAUGUGCUGGAUCGUUCUCGGCCACGAAUAUGUCAUGGGGGUGUUAAAUGCAACUGAUAACCUCGUCGGCCUUAUGGAUUGGCUGAGUACUUGGAAUGCCUUGCACCUCUUGUUGGCCCCGUUUGCAGUGGACACGUUUUUCGUUAUCAGUGGAUUUUUGGGCUCCUAUCUGUUCCUUAAAAAACACUCCACGGGCGCCAGGUUUAACGUAUUUCAUUAUUACAUCCACCGUUACGUCAGGCUUACCCCUGCUGUUGCUGUGUUGAUAGCCAUAACCAUAUUCAUAGUUCCUCGACUAGGAUCUGGUGCUAAGUGGGAGCAAAUAGUGGACAUGCUCGUAGAACCAUGUAACCAGAAGUGGUGGACCAUUCUUCUGUAUGUGCAAAAUUUCGUUCAUCCAGAAAACACGUGCUUGAUCCAUACGUGGUACUUGGCGGUAGACAUGCAACUCUUUUGGGUUUCGCCGCUGAUUUUCUACCCUAUGGUAAAAAAGCCAAAACUCGGCCUAGCGAUCUGGGGCCUCUUCUUCGUAGCUUCCAUAAUCAUUCCCGCAGCCAUAAUCUCUGCGAACCGAUAUAUAUCUGUCAUUUACGAGUCCAACAUUGCGAUAAGUGUUUUUAUGGACUCCAUGACGCACGUCUAUAUCCCGUCUUACACAAGAGCUACACCAUGGCUUAUAGGAGUCCUCCUGGGAUACAUCAUGUUCUCGAAAAACUUUGAAUAUCGCCGGUUGUAUGCAGCUCUUGGUUGGUCAUUAGCGGUGGCGAGCUUCGUAAUUUGCGCCGUGGCUUACAGGACUUUCCAAAAUAAGGAUUACAAGUACGACAUCGUGUGGGAAACUACUUAUCCUGUGGCUUCCCGGACAUUAUGGGGUAUUGGCAUUGCGUGGAUCAUUUUUGCAUGUCUGCAGAAAAGCUCCGGUCCUGUGAGCAAGUUCCUGUCUCUUCCGAUAUUUAUUCCACUAAGUAGACUGUCCUAUUGUAUUUAUUUGGUGCACGUUAUCUUACAAUGUAUGCGAGUAGCCGCUCGAAGGACUCCCAUGUACUUUUCGAGAAGUCUGGUGUUUACCUCGUUCCUGAGUUCCCUGGUGAUGUCGAUCGUGAUCGGCCUCUUCUUCAGCAUGCUCUUCGAGUCCCCGGUGAUGAUCUUAGAGAAGAUGCUGACACGUCGAGUGAAAAGUGAUAAGGAUGAAUAUCGCAGGGACCUCGUUCGGUCGGACGACGAAGAGUCAGCCGCAAGGGACCCUCCACCUGCGGAAGAAUCAUAGAAUCCUCAUAGUUUUUAUCAAUCAACAAAGUCGAACGACUCGCGCAACUUUGCAAUGCAUUAUUUAAGAAAAAAAAAAAAA
This is a messenger RNA of Orussus abietinus, 1908 nucleotides long. RefSeq names its product nose resistant to fluoxetine protein 6. The record is from RefSeq and is a predicted model, not a curated record. The annotation marks the transcript as partial. NCBI's taxonomy places the organism in Eukaryota, Metazoa, Arthropoda, Insecta, Hymenoptera, Orussidae. The transcript is spliced from 9 exons. Gene Ontology annotation, molecular function: acyltransferase activity, transferring groups other than amino-acyl groups.